Hansenula anomala is the source of this 1689-nucleotide messenger RNA. It is a transcript of the gene RKR1, whose product is annotated as ubiquitin-protein ligase RKR1. The record is from RefSeq and is a predicted model, not a curated record. Gene Ontology annotation, biological process: rescue of stalled cytosolic ribosome; ribosome-associated ubiquitin-dependent protein catabolic process. Gene Ontology annotation, cellular component: RQC complex; cytosol. The annotation marks the transcript as partial. Lineage: Eukaryota; Fungi; Ascomycota; Saccharomycetes; Phaffomycetales; Wickerhamomycetaceae. Gene Ontology annotation, molecular function: zinc ion binding; ubiquitin protein ligase activity; ribosomal large subunit binding. The transcript has a single exon.
AGAUUAAGAAACUUGGUUGGUUCCGAAUUGAUUGGGUUGAGAUCAUCAGAGAUAAACACUACUGGGUUAAUGAAGUUGAUCAUUUUGAACAAUUUCAUCAAUGUCGAUGAUGUUGAUCCUGAAUUUGAACCAUUCCAAGUACAAAGAUUCAAUAUGAUUGUUAAUGAAAUUAAUAAAUGGUUAGAUUCUGAUGUUUCAUAUGAACCUGAGUUUGUCUUUGUUAGAUUACAGUUAUUGCAAAUGUUGACAAAUUUGAACAAUUUGAGUUUUGAAAAAAGUGAUAGUUUUAAUGAAUUAACUACCAGAGUCUUACAAGAUACUAUUGGUAUUGUUAGUAUUGGUGAAGGUGAAAAUAUUUUGGAAUUGAAAUAUCAAGCUUUGAAAUUAUAUUUGAUUUUGGAAAAACGUGAAUUAUUGGAGAAAGAUGUUAAAGAGGAUAUUCAAAAUGAAAUUUUGGAAAGUUUUGUUAAUGAUAAGACUACUAAAGUUAACCAACCUGUUUAUAUUUAUAGAGGGUUAUUGAAUAGAAUCUUGGGUAAGAUCUCUACAAAGCAAUUUGGGAAUCAUUAUGAAGAAUUGUUCACCAAAUUUCAAAAUUCAACUAACUUUGAAUUGAAAAGACCAUUAUUGAGUAUCAUUGAAAAGGUUAUUAUUGCAAGACAACAAGAUCUAGUCAUUGAAUUUGAAUUAUCUAAAGAAAAUGAUGAUACACCAUUCAAGAUUUCACAAAAUUUGAUUGAUAAUGUUUUAAGAGUUCCAGAUUUUGAUGAGGAUGAUUUGGAAGAAGAAAAGAAAUUGGUGAAUUAUUUAUGGAAUUGGGUUUUAAUCUUGUUAAAUUUCAAAGAUAUUACAUUGAAGCUACGUUCUAUUUAUAUCAAUCAAUUACAAUCAGAGAAUGAGGAAUUAAUUUCCAAGUUUUUAAACUUUAUUGCAUUAUUAAUCAAUUCAUUUGGUGAUGAUAAAGAGUUUUUGAGCAAGAUUGAACAAGAUCAUGAAAGUUUUAUUAAUUAUGAAUUUGAAAAUCAUAUUGAUGAUUUAGUUGUUGAAGUUAGAUUAUUGUCAAUCCAUUUAUAUUAUACCAUUUUGACAUCGAUUGGGUCAUUAUCUUCAAGUUGGUUCAAUGACAUCAAAGAUAGAAAUUUCAAAAAUAAAACUGAACAAUUCACAAGUAAAUUCAUUGCCCCAAGUUUGAUUCAAAAUAAAUUAAAUGACUUUGAAACCAAGAGUCCAAAAUUAACAAAAGAUCACGAGAAUUUGAAAAUCAAGAUCAAUAGAGUGACAAAUGAAAUCAAAUCAACAUAUUUAAUUGAUGAACAAUAUUUGGAACUUGUUUUCAAGAUUCCUUCAAAUUAUCCAUUGACAAACAUUGAAGUUUUAGGUCCACAAAGAGUUGGUGUUAAAGAGAAUCAAUGGAAGGCAUGGUUAUUAGCAUCACAACGUAUUAUUUCAUUACAAAAUGGUGAAGUUUUUGAAAGUUUAGAAUUCUUUUUGAAGAAUGUCACGUUCCAUUUCAAAGGAUUUGAAGAAUGUGCAAUUUGUUAUUCUAUUUUACAUCAAGAUAACUCUUUACCAUCCAAGACUUGUCCAACUUGUAAGAACAAGUUCCAUGCUGGUUGUUUGUACAAAUGGUUCAAAUCAAGUGGUGACCAUUCCUGUCCAUUAUGUCGUUCAGCAAUUAACUUUAGAUAG